AUGUCAAGGUCUUCAAAGGAGACCAUGGAGCCGUUGACGGCACUAAUUGUCGGUGCUGGAAUUGGAGGGCUUUCGGCGGCUAUUUUCCUCCGACACCAAGGGCACAAAGUGCUGGUUUUUGAGCGAUCAAAGUUCUCGGCAGAGGUUGGCGCCGCUAUUCACGUCGCUCCAAAUUGUCAGCGGCUAUUAACGCGCAUGGGGAUUUCAACUACUGAUCAUGGUGGAACACCCUUGGAAAGAGUAAUCAAUCUUUCUUGUCGAAACUAUAUUGCUCCUGAUGUUGAUCUCACGCUGACAUCAUAUUUACUGGAAAGUUCACCAUGGGAAAUGUCAGCCACGUUGCCUCUGACACAAGUGAUCGAGAAGGCUGGAGCUAAUUGGGAUCUAAUCCACCGCGCGGAUCUUCACUCGGCGCUUCGGAAUCGCGCGUUAUCGAGGGAGGGAGCGGGCUCACCUGUGCAGCUGUUUUUGAACACUCGAAUCAUCGACAUGGAUGUUCAAAACGCAACUUUGACACUUGCAGGUGGUGAUGUAGCGACCGGGGAUCUAGUUAUUGGUGCUGAUGGAGCUCAUUCUUGGACACGUGCCUUCGUCGCCCCAGAGUCCCAACCACAAUUUCCAUGGGGAAAGUGUUGUUUCCGGUGGCUCGUUCCAUAUGAAGAGCUGAAUGAGAAAUUCCAGUGCGACAACAGAAAUACUCUGAUCGAGUGGACUGGCCCAGAUCGGAGAAUCAUCUGCUAUCCUUGCUCGAACCAUUCAAUAGCAAACUUCGGCGCUUUUGUUCCUAGUACCGAAGUGACAACCUCAAACCGAGAGUGGAAUAAUCGGGCAAGUAAAGAGCAGUUACUUCAAUGCUUCGAGAAGUUUGACCCGUCGAUUCGACAAAUCUUGAAUCAGGUACCAGAAGAUGGACUCAAGAUUUGGGAGCUUUUCGAUAUGCAGAAUCUUCCUAGUUGGGCCAAUGACUGUAGUGCCCUUCUGGGAGAUGCUGCCCAUCCAUUCCUACCUUUUAUGGCUCAAGGAGGAGCAAUGGCAAUCGAAGAUGGCGCGUCAAUUGGCGCCCUUUUCCCUUUAGGAACAAGUAGAGCAGAUAUCCCAUCCCGAUUGCAGAUGUAUGAGCAAUGUCGCAAGGACCGAGUUGAACGAAUCCAAGACUUCACCCGUCGCAGUGGAAGGAAUAAUGAUGGCAGUGAAGGUCCUCGUCCAAAAGGUAAUUAUUUGAUUGAGAUUCUCUGUUCAUGGCUUUAUCUGACUGGUAUUCACUUUAUAGGCGAGGAAGUCGCAAGUUUCCUUCCUUUCUGUAUUGACCAUGAUGAGUGGGAGAAUUCGUCAAGAUUCUUGGCUGAACAAACUCACUACUAA
Messenger RNA from Penicillium cataractarum, 1362 nucleotides. RefSeq lists its product as uncharacterized. Gene Ontology annotation, molecular function: FAD binding; monooxygenase activity. Lineage: Eukaryota; Fungi; Ascomycota; Eurotiomycetes; Eurotiales; Aspergillaceae. The record is from RefSeq and is a predicted model, not a curated record. The coding region runs from base 1 to 1362 and encodes 453 amino acids. The transcript has 7 exons.